Molecule: messenger RNA, 1356 nt
Organism: Chlamydomonas reinhardtii
Lineage: Eukaryota; Viridiplantae; Chlorophyta; Chlorophyceae; Chlamydomonadales; Chlamydomonadaceae
Exons: 7
Coding region: 88-753 (221 amino acids)
Source: RefSeq, a predicted model, not a curated record
GGAUAUAUGCCCAAAGUGUAGAAGCCGACACCAUCAAGUUACAUAGUUACAGGGCGACUUGAGCCCUGUUUGCAACAUUCUAGAGGAAUGGGGCAACACGGCCUAUUCGUCGCCGCUGCCGCAGCGGCAUUGCUCCUGAUCAGCUCUGUUGUCCACGUAGAGGCUGACAAUCUUGUGGUUACCUGCGGUAGUACCAUCAAGCUACAGCAUGUGGCAACAAAGGCGCGCCUGCAUUCCCACCAAGUAGCCUACUCUCGCGGCUCGCAGCAGCAAUCGGUGACUGGCUUCCCCGACGGGGACGACGGAAACUCCCUGUGGUUGGUCCAGGGGCCGGCGUCCGAGCCCUGCGUGCCGGGCGCUCCGCUGCGGAAGGGCUCCAAGCUGCGCAUGCUACACGUCUCCACCCGCAAGUGGCUGCACAGCCACCUGUAUCAGUCGCCGCUGUCCAACAACCAGGAGGUCAGCGCCUUUGGCACAGACACGCAGACGGACGGCGGUGACAACUGGGUUCUGGAGUGGGAGGGCAAGGGGAAGCUGUGGAAGCAGAACACCAAGGUCCGCUUCAAGCACGUGGACACCAACGCCUACUUGUACUCGCACGACGCCAAGUACGGCAACCCCAUCGCCGGCCAGUUCGAGGUGUGCGCGAUGGCGAGCAAGAACAAGAACGCCGAGUGGGUGGCGGCGGAGGGCGUAUACCUGCCCCAGCCCAAGAAGGAGGGCGACGCGGACGACGACAAGGAGGAGCUGUGAGCAGCUGCAUCUGCGUGGGCUCAGACGGAGUGCAAUGUAGCGGCUGUGACCUGUGGCUCUUUGGCGGCCGCGCUGCAGCACGAUGUGCGUGCAUGUGUAUGCACGCAGCUGCGGCAGAAAGAGCGCUGCGGCGGCUGGGCGUAGCUGGCUGUGGAUGCUGACAUCGCAGGAUGCUGAGAGGGGUGUGCAAGUGGCCCACGCGAUGGGCGCUGCUGGUAGCUGCGCGGGGGCAGGGCAUGGACGUGAGCUCACACGUGAGCUUGGCGUCCGGCUCGGCAAGGUGGAUUGCGAUGGACGUAAGCUGAAUGCUGGGUGGCGGACCACUCACGGCUCGGAUUGGAGGGGAGUGGUCUAGCAGGAGGAGAUACCGUGGGGCGAGCGAUUGAAUCCAGCAUACGUCAGCUGUAGGUCGUUAGUCCCGCUUUUGAUGUAAGUGUCGUGACAUUCUGUCAGCAUGGGCAGAACAUUUGCUGGAGGUCAGAGCUUGCAGCGUCACGCAGCGGUUGCCAGAGUGGGAAAGGGCGUGGGGAAAUCCUGACACAGUGGACAAGAAAGGUGGCUCUCCCUGUAGCAGGAAACAGCCGUUAAAGGACUAGUUGAUGA